Messenger RNA from Coregonus sp. 'balchen', 8858 nucleotides. Lineage: Eukaryota; Metazoa; Chordata; Actinopteri; Salmoniformes; Salmonidae. The record is from the annotation of a GenBank genome assembly.
GGCAGUCGUUCCUCUAAGACCUUUAAGCCGAAGAAGAACAUCCCAGAGGGCUCCCACCAGUAUGAGCUGUUGAAGCAUGCCGAGGCAACACUGGGGAGUGGGAACCUGAGGCAGGCUGUCAUGCUGCCAGAGGGGGAAGAUCUCAAUGAGUGGAUUGCUGUUAACAGUGAGUGAAAGGGGUGAUUGAGGGAGGAGAGCACGGGAGAUUGAAAUGACACCUCUUCUUAAUGACAGCCUUCAGGUCCUUUAGGUUGUAGCACAGUGUCUAUAUAUGUGGCCAGAGAUUAGAUUUAAGUAUAACUGUUCAGUCUAUCUGGUUAUUGCCUCUUUCAUAUCAAGUACUUUGUCAUUGGGCAUUUAGUUUCCCAUUCAGUUGUGCUUUUGUAUGAGGUAAUAUGGGCCUUUGGUCUGCUUUCCGUUUCAGCUGUGGACUUCUUCAAUCAGAUCAACAUGCUCUACGGCACCAUUACUGAGUUCUGCACUGAGACCAGCUGCUCUGUGAUGUCUGCCGGACCAAGGUAAGACCGGCAGACAGACAAUUCAAAUGGAAAAGGAAGCUGCACACUCAGCUUUCUUUGCUGUGGAUUUAUUUGACCAACGUUUCGGCUAAAGAACCUUCAUCAGGGUAACAGACAGACAUUUGAUGCAUGUUCCCUCUAUUUCAAUUCUAGUAUUCUCUGAAAUGACCUGAAAAGAGUGAUGAAAAUGUUAUUCUUUAAUAUGUUAUUUAUUUAUCCAUAAGCUACUGCUAUGGUCAGCCCAGCGCAGACUCUGCCCACAUACACAUAGACAUGUUUUAUUUUGGGUACCUAGUUUCAAACUUUGGUUCAGUGCGUUGGUUUCACUUAAUGUUUUUACAAUGCGAGUGCAGUACAGAACAAAUCAUUUCUGGAGGUGGCCCGUAUUCACAAAGCCUCUCAGAGGAGGAGUGGUGAUCUAAUCAUGCAAUCUUAUUCAUUAUGAUAUGAAAGGGGAAGCUAAUCCUAGAUCAGCAGUCCUUCUCUGAUAUGCUUUGUGAAUACUGAUUCCUGUGUCGACUGAAACCACUUAAGUGCUGUCAUUAGUUUAGUGGUAUAUAGUUUGGGCUCUUCCUCAGAGUUCCUUCUCCUUUCUCUAUUUUCGGUCUCUAAUCAGGAGGAAGAGACCCGAGCCGAAUUCCUGCCCAAAUGGCCAUAAUCACGGUCACUAUAGCGUUUGUCCUAGUCUCUUCUGCUCCUUUCCAGCUCCUGGAACUUACUCUAGCAUACACUGUACUAAUAAUGUAUGGUAAAUGUCUUGUAUGAAGAACAAUAAGAAAAUCCGCACACUAAUGAAAUGCUCUGUGUCUAAUAGGACAAUGUUUUGACCCCAAACUGGUUCUUGUCAGGAAGAUGUCCUCUUUAACACUAGAAUCCUUGGGCCUAGAGGGACCCCCAUUAGAGCUAAUGAGCAGUCAUUCUGACUGCAACAUUCUAACAUUGUAAUUAAUACAUUUCAUAUAUGCUAUCACAAAAUAAUAAUCAUUUGGUUGUGUAUAUUUAUAUGUAUAUACAUUUUUUUUUUAUUGCAUUUCAUUAGUUUGUUACUGUAUACCAGGGGUUCCCAAACUUUUUUGGCCAUGACCCCAUUUGGAUAUCUGAAAAUUAUUGUGACCCCCAACCAUGUGAAUUAUUAUUUUUUAAUUAACAGCCAAUGUUUACUUUUUUAUUUGGGGCUAUGGCAGUCAAUUGAAAAACAUUCUGUAUUUCUGACUGUCUUCUCAACUCACUGUCACAUACUUUUAAUGUGGGGCUAUGACAGUCAAUUGCAAAUUUGUCUCACCACCACUAAUGAGAUGGGUGUGCUUGAUGCACAUCGGGUGUGGUCGACAGUGUACACCUCAUCUCUGCUGUCACGUCCAACCUGGAUUGUUACUGUAUUUAGUUUUAAUGCAGACCAGAGCACUGAAUCCAGCUUCACACAGAUAUGAGCUGGCGAAGGGUAGCCUACCAUGAGUUUUAUGGUGCUUUCAAGACAACUGGGAGGUCAAAUAAUGACGUCAGUGAUCUUUAGGUUGGAAAGUCGGGGGUCUAGAAAGAGACCGGAGUUGGAAUUCCGAGUUGGAUGACCGUUAAACUUUUCUACCAGUCAAAGCUUGUUUCUUUCAGAGGUCCCAGUUCUGAGUUCCCAGUUGUUUUGAAUGCGGAAUUAAUGCUCAGAGGGAGACAGCAUGGUAUUUACUUUGAGUCAGGAACCAAAACUCCUCUGUAUUGACCCGUGAAUGUAUUCACUCACAUGACAGUUCGAUCAGCUGUUCGAUUUCACUUACUGGCAUGUCAACUGAGACAGGAUCACAGUCAAAUGGAUUGGGAAGUAGGUCCCAAAGUGCUCUUCCAAGCGUUGGAGGUGAGCAGUCAUCAAUCGUGUGGGACACUGAUGCUGUUUUCUGUUACUUUCUUUUCAUUACACAGAAAGUCAACCAAGUCUGUUCUUUUUACAUCCAUUGUGAAUGACAACAGUUCCUCUCUCAAUGUGAAAAAUCCAACACUCCCCCUCGAUAACAUAGAACAUUAUCAUGCUCUGAUCCGAUAUCUCCACAUAGUUUUGCGAACAGGCAUGCGCGCAGUGGAUGUGGUUUGAUGUAGUUUACAAUCGAAGUCACCUGCUGCAGUAUAUCUCAGAGCUCUGUGCUCAGCUCUUUUGCUGCCAGUUGCUCUCGUUGUAUCAUACAAUGAAUGUGUCCAUAUGGCAGAGGGAUACACAUUCAUAACUAGAGUGCAUAGCCUGCCCGCCAUCCCGCCAUAGAUGGAGCCCCAUCUGUGAAAAAGCCCACCAUUCGAUCCCAUAUGGAAUCUGUUUUUUGUCACUAUAGCCACGCAGAACACUGAACAUCCCCAAUGUCAUUUCAUGCUUGGGAAUCGUGAGCCAGAACAAUAUAUCCUUGUGUAGCUCAGUUGGUAGAGCAUGGCGCUUGCAACGCCAGGGUUGUGGGUUCGUUUCCCACGGGGGGCCAGUAUGAAAAUGUAUGCACUCACUAACUGUAAGUCGCUCUGGAUAAGAGCGUCUGCUAAAUGACUAAAAUGUGAAAUGAAUAGCAUCCCCGGACAUGUAACGGCCCUCAAAGCUAACGUCCAUUUGGAGAGCAUAAGCUGGGGAGUUUUCGAGUCGUUCAUUCAGAGCAUAAAUUCUUUGUUUAACAGUCUUCUCUGACAAAGGUAUUGAUGUGAGUUUCUGUGCCUCCCCACACUUUGUUUUCAACAUAUGAAUUGCGGCCGGUAAUAUCAAAGUCUCUGCAAUAGUGUGUGGUUUCAUAGCGUAGCGGGCCUAGCCAUUCACCGUGGGAAUGAUUCGUGUGCAACGGUCAAAUGAGGCCUUUUCCCAUGAUCUAAGGGUGCUCUCGUUGAAUUUUGAAGAUAAAAAAAAAAAUAUAUAUAUAUUUUACACACACACAGCACAAGUCCAAAGUUUGGACACACCUACUCAUUCAAGGGUUUUUCUUUAUUUUUACUGUUUUCUACAUUGUAGAAUAAUAGUGAAGACAUCAAAACUAUGAAAUAACACAUAUAUUUGAGAUUCUUCACCCUUUGCCUUGAUGACAGCUUUGCACACUAUUGGCAUUCUCUCAACCAGCUUCACCUGGAAUGCUUUUCCAACAGUCUUGAAGGAGUUCCCACAUAUGCUGAGCACUUGUUGGCUGCUUUUCCUUCACUCUGCGGUCCAACUCAUCCCAAACCAUCUCAAUUGGGUUGAGGUCGGGUGAUUGUGGAGGCCAGGUCAUCUGAUGUAGCAGUCCAUCACUCUCCUUCUUGGUCAAAUAGCCCUUACACAGCCUGGAGGUGUGUUGGGUCAUUGUCCUGUUGAAAAACAAAUGAUAGUCCCACUAAGCACAAACCAGAUGGGAUGGCAUAUCGCUGCAGAAUGCUGUGGUAGCCAUGCUGUUUAAGUGUGCCUUGAAUUCUAAAUAAAUCACUGAUAGUGUCACCAGCAAAGCACCAUCACACCUCCUCCACCAUGCUUCACGGUGGAAACCACACAUGCAAGAUCAUCCUUUCACCUACUCUGCGUCUCACAAAGACACAGCGGUUGGAACCAAAAAUCUCAGAUUUGGACUCCUCAGACCAAAGGGCAGAUUUUCGGUCUAAUGUCCAUUGCUCGUCUGUCUUGGCCCAAGCAAGUCUCUUCUUCUUAUUGGUGUCAUUUAGUAGUGGUUUCUUUGCAGCAAUUCGACCAUUCACGUAGUCUCCUCUGAACAGUUGAUGUUGAGAUGUGUCUGUUACUUGAACUCUGUGAAGCAUUUAUUUGGGCUGCAAUUUCUGAGGCUGGUAACUCUAAUGAACCUAUCCUCUGCAGCAGAGGUAACUCUGGCUCUUCCUUUCUUGUGGCGGUCCUCAUCAGAGCCAGUUUCAUCAUAGCGCUUGAUGGUUUUUGCGACUGCACAUGAAGAAACUUUCAAAGUUCUAGACAUUUUCCGGAUUGAUUGAUUGACCUUCAUGUCUUAAAGUAAUGAUGGACUGUCGUUUCUCUUUGCUUAUUUGAGCUGUUCUUGCCAUAAUAUGGACUUGGUCUUUUACCAAAUAGGGCUAUCUUCUGUAUACCACCCCUACCUUGUCACAACACAACUGAUUGGCUCAAACGCAUUAAGAAGGAAAUAAAUUCCACACCUGUUAAUUGAAAUGACUUCCAGUUGACUACCUCAUGAAGCUGGUUGUGAGAAUGCCAAGAGUGUGCAAAGCUGUCAUCAAGGCAAAGGGUGGCUACUUUGAAGAAUCUCAAAUAUAAAAUAUAGUGUGAUUUGUUUAACACUUUUUUUUGUUUACUACAUGAUUCCAUAUGUGUUCUUUUAUAGUUUUGAUGCCUUCACUAUUAUUCUACAAUGUAGAAAAUAGUAAAAAUGAAGAUAAACCCUUGAAUGAGUAGGCGUGUCCAAACUUUUGACUAGUACAUACAUACAGUGCCUUCAGAAAGUAUUCAGACCCCUUGACAUUUUCCACAUUUUAUGUUACAGCCUUAUUCUAAAAUGGAUUAAAUAAAACAAUUUCCUCAGCAAUCUACACACAAUACCCCAUAAUGACAAAGCAAAAACAGGUUUUUAGAAAUGUUUGUACAUUUAUUAAAAACAGAAAUACCUUAUUUACAUAAGUAUUCAGACCCUUUGCUAUGAGACUCAACCGAGCUCAGGUGCAUCCUGUUUCCAUUGAUCAUCCUUGAGAUGUUUCUACAACUUGAUUGGCGUCCACCUGGGGUAAAUUCAAUUGAUUGGACAUGAUUUGGAAAGACACACACCUGUCUAUAUAAGGUUCCACAGUUGACAGUGCAUGUCAGAGCAAAAACCAAGCCAUGAGGUCAAAGGAAUUGUCCAUAGAGCUCCGAGACAGGAUUGUGUCGAGGGACAGAUCUGGGGAAGGGUACCAAAACAUUUCUGCAGCAUUAAAGGUCCCCAAGAACACGGUAGCCUCUAUCAUUCUUAAAUGGAAGAAGUUUGGAACCACCAAGACUCUUCCUAGAGCUGGCCGCCCUACCAAACUGAGCAAUCGGAGGAGAUGGGCCUUGGUCAGGGAGGUGACCAAGAACCCAAUGGUCACUCUGACAGAGCUCCAGAGUUCCUCUGUGGAGAUGGGAGAACCUUCCAGAAGGACAACCAUCUCUGCAGCACUCCACCAAUCAGGCCUUUAUGGUAGAGUGGCCAGACGGAAGCCACUCCUCAGUAAAAGGCACAGGACAGCCCGAUUGGAGUUUGCCAAAAGGCACCUAAAGACUCUCAGACCAUGAGAAACAAGAUUCUCUGGUCUGAUGAAACCAUGAUUUAACUCUUUGGCCUGAAUGCCAAGUGUCACGUCUGGAGGAAACCUGGCACCAUCCCUAUGGUGACGCAUGGUGGUGGCAGCAACAUGCUGUGGGGGUGUUUUUCAGCGGCAGGGACUGGGAGACUAGUCAGGAUUGAGGGAAAGAUGAACGGAGAACAGUACAGAGAGAUCCUUGAUGAAAACCUGCUCCAGAGCGCUCAGGACCUCAGAUUGGGGCAAAGGUUCACCUUCCAACAGGACAACGACCCUAAGGAUACACAUUUCUAAAAACACGUUUUUGCUUUGUCAUUAUGGGGUAUUGUGUGUAGAUUUAAUGAGGGGUGAAAAAACAAUGUUAGAAUAAGGCUGUAACCUAACAAAAUGUGGAAAAAGUCAAGGGGUCUGAAUACUUUCCGAAGGCUGUGUGUAUAUAUAUAUAUAUAUAAUUUUUUUUCUUUUUUUUUUUUUUUAAAUGGAUUUUGGAAUUUCUCCAGUGACCCCAUGUUGAUAUCAGGCGACAUCUAGUUUGGGAACCGCUGCUGUAAGCUAUAUUUAAAAACAAAAAAUCACAAACAGUGCCUUUGGUACUACUAUGAAACAGAAAACAUAUGUGUUGGAACGUGGUAACGGCAUAUUUUUAUGACAAAAUAAAUAAAAUACCCCAACCACCAAAUGAUGAUAACAUUCGUAGCCUAAACAUCAUUAUAAGCGCCAAGUGUGCUUGAUAAAUAGUGAAAAUCAGCACAAAAGCAAUAAUGGAAUUAUAAUUGUGUCGAUAUGACAGCAGUCAAAACGUCAAUUGUCAGCUCGUGCUUACAUGGUGUGCAUCUUCACGCACUGGCAUUAGUUGGAGCAUGUCCCAUGUCACAUAAACAAUGAAAGCUGGUGAGUGCACUUGCUGAUGUUUUUUGCUUGAGAUGUAGGGCCUGCUCUCUGUGAUGACAUUUUGUGCUCAUAAUCGGCCUGUAGCAUUGCCACCGGCCUGUUCUAGCCAAACGGUGCUGUCCCUUCCUCUCCAUUCUCACUGUUUCAUUUUGGAGGUUGCGCGGGCACCUGCUCAGUGCGUACCAUUCUGGCUUUUUUGCACUUAGGCCUCGGAGGUGUAGGUUCAGGUUGAGGCUCAUAAUCAUCAUAAUGAAGAAUAAACAUCAGAUGUCAUGAUUCAUUUCUUCCCCACCAUCUGAGCCAUUUUCAUUCAGAUUUUGUAGCGACGCUAACGCAGCAUGUGCAUUCAUUCGUCUUGGGCUUCUUGUUAUUGUAAAUUACUCACGCUGUCAAUGUUCUCCAAGUAGGCCAGAGUAGACUGAUGAGACUGCUUGGAUUUGGUGGACUGAUACAGGGUACAUACCAUUAUGAGAUUAGAAUUAGAACAGAUCAAAACAAUAGAAUGGCCCACCCUGAUCAUCAUUCACAAUUAGUGAUUACAUAACUAUGCAUGUUUGCUUCCCCUUGUUCAUCAACUCACCCAUUCUCCCCCAUCAUACUUCACUUAAUUUAUUUUGUCUGUUAUAUGUGUGAAAUUAGUUUUGGAAUAGUUUCGGUUUAGUUUCGAAGCAAUUAUCGGGGUGAUUAUCAACUGUGCACAACACCUUCAACUGUCGGGAGAAGGAGGGGAGCAGGCCCUACUGUUGGGAGAAGGAGGGCAACGGGGAGGAAACCAUUCCAAAAAAUGACAUGCCCUCCUCAAACUGGUUAUUACUCUGGGUUCUGUUUGUGAUAUUAAGAUUCUAACAACGACUGUGUGUUAUAUAGACUUAUUUAGUGAAAGUCAAGGACAGAGGGGGGCAUUACUUAAAUGGCAGAGUAAUAUUUAUUUAUUUAUUAAUGAGCAGUCCAAAUGACUGCUUUAGCGAUUUCUAGUAUUAAGCCAUUGAAUUGUGCCAAAAACAGAGGAAGUCAGAAUUGCAUGUUAUUAAAAUUCCAUCUCUACCUCCAUCUCAUUCCAUCUCUCCUCCAUCUCUACCUCCCUCAAGGUAUGAAUACCACUGGGCUGAUGGCACCAACAUCAAAAAGCCCAUCAAGUGCUCUGCUCCCAAGUACAUAGACUACCUGAUGACCUGGGUGCAGGACCAGCUGGAUGAUGAGACACUCUUCCCCUCCAAGAUAGGUUAGGUGACAAUUCACAUUUGUGCGCAUGAAUUUGAAACCUUCAAAGCCUAGACCUUUGGCUUUGAGAAACUGAAAGAACUCCCCUGCUCUGUCUCCCCAGGAGUGCCCUUUCCUAAGAACUUCAUGUCUGUGGCCAAGACCAUUUUGAAGCGCCUGUUCAGAGUCUAUGCCCACAUCUACCACCAGCAUUUUGAUUCUGUGAUGCAGCUGCAGGAGGAGGCCCACCUCAAUACCUCCUUCAAACACUUCAUCUUCUUUGUCCAGGUGCAACUGCUAAUACAUUCAAAAUAUCAAACGUUAUCUUUAUUGCUGUUUAGAAAUGAUUGUCAUGAUUCUAUCAGAAGGGUUAUUCAUGCUUCCAUGGAUGUAGUAAAUAAUAUUAUAUUCCCAUUGAUGCAUUGUGCAAUUAUAAUUCACAGUUAACAGGCAUAAUUGUUACUAUCCUGUGUAAAUAUAGCAGGAACCUUGAUUUUAUGUUCUAUCACGAUCACAUAUGGCUUGUAUGGUCUUUUACCUUGGUUGUGUGUCUGUUUAGGAGUUCAACCUCAUUGAUCGUCGUGAGCUGGCCCCCCUGCAGGACCUCAUUGAGAAGCUGGGCUCCAAGGACAGAUAAACUCCUUUAUCUUUCUCAUCUCCCCUCCUCUCUCUAUCUCACUCUCGCUGUGCCUACCACCUCUCUGGCUUUCUAGAAUUGUCCACUCUUUCACUUUGUGCCUUUUUCUUUCCCCUCUUUCUCCCUCCAUUCAUUACCUGUAUGUUUUUUGUUCUGUUCCAGUUUCUUGCUCUUCCCUCUAGUUGUCUGACAUUGUUUCAGAGCUUGUAUUGUUACAGCUCACUCUAGUCUUUAAGGUAAGAUACCAGAGUGUAGUAUAUUGAAGGUAUAUUUUGUAAUUUUGGUAAACAAGUUAUAUAAUUGGGACCUACUGACCUGUACUGUGGACCAAGAUGUUUAAGGAGUUUAAAUGGAAGUUUGGACACACCUACUCAUUCAAGGGUUUUUCUUUUAUU